AUGGCGACCGUCGACUCAUCCCCUCCCGAGCCACCGAGACGCCAGGGGACGUCACCAGAAAUCUCCUUCCGGACUAUUGCAGACCCGAGGAACGCAAGCACAUCCGACCUCUCUAGGUCCAACUCUGCGCCCUCAAAACAUCCCGACGUCAAUGCCGAAGUUGCCGCUCUAAGCGACAAACUGAUCAGCGCAAUCAACCAUCAAACCACCCUAGACGAUACUCUCGCUCAGACGAGACAAGAGUUGGAAGCCUCAAGAGCACGUAUCGCAAAGUUGGAGGCUGAAGCUAAAGCAUAUGAAGAAAAGAUUUCGCGAGGAGACUUGCUUCCAAGGGAAAAAGUCGACGAACAAAAAGAUAAGCUUACAGCAGAACUGGUGGAGGAGAAAAAGCAAAGGGCACAAGUCCUCCAAGAGAAGCGCGGAAUAGAGACGGAGCUGGAAACGCUGACGGCCUCGUUGUUCGAUGAAGCAAACAAGAUGGUUGCUUCGGCCAACCGAGACCGCGACGCCAUCGAGAAGAAGAAUCAACAGCUUCGCGACCAGAUCAAAGACGGUGAAGCUCUAAUAGCCUCUCAGACUGAGCAACUGGCGGAACUGAAAACACUGAUGCAGCAGAUUGGCCCAGCUUCGGACUAUCGAAGGGAUCUUGACUCCCCCCGAGUGUCACUAGCACCCUCAAGCCCUGGUGUGACAAGAGAAGGGAGCGAUCUAGCUCGCCUUCUUGAAGCAAUGAACCUGUCCCCAGUUACACUCGAGCACGGCGAGCUCGCUCCCAGCCCUUCUACCGCUCUAACACACCUGGUCAGGCCACUCUGCCGGACAGAUAUUCCAGCGUAUGAGGAUUUCAGGAAUCUAGUACAAACGUCGCAUUUUCGGUCGCAUAAUCCUUCCCAUGCCCCGUCCAGAGCAGGCUCGGGGUCCUACGGCGGGCUAAAUGUGAUGGGUCUUGGCUCACUGAAUAAUAACUCGCAACCCAAUCUGUCACAGAUCUCUCAAACAGCUACGUCGAAACUCGCCAAUUCCCCGAAUAUUCCUGGGUCGUUUAGCCCCAAUCCAGAUGCCAAAGGACCUGUUCCGCUAAGGGAGACCCGCUUCUUCAAGCGCAUUCUUGUUGAAGACAUUGAGCCUACUUUGCGACUUGACCUCUCCCCAUCCCUUUCGUGGUUGAAUCGACGCAGCAUUCUCGCAGCAAUGGGCGACUCCACUCUAAUUGUCGAACCGAUUCCCGAAGCAUCUAUCAAGCUGUACGGCAAAUACACGCCGUGUGCCCUGUGUGGGGAGAACAGGAAGCAAGGUGAAAACCCUCGAACCCAUGCCAUGCGUGUCCGCGAAGGGGAGGGUGCUACCAGAUGGUGUAUAUGCACCUUGUGCCUGGAGAAGGUGCGUGGCGUUGGUGACCUUGUUGCCUAUGUGCGCAUGGUCCGUGAGGGAGUGGUCAAGGUUGGUGACAAGAAGGAUGAAGAAGACGCAUGGGAAGAAUUGGUCCGGCUGAGGGAGCGCUUGUUCUGGGCUAGAAUGGCGGGUGGUGUGGUUCCUGCGUUCAUCCCUACGCCGAAACAGACCCCAGUAGAUGAUGAGAAGAUUGGUGCAGAAUUAGAUGGUCAUGGGCAAGAUGGAAAAGAGAACGAUACUCCUAGCGAGGGAGCGGGUACUCCACCAGAGCCUACCACUAUACCGCCGGUGGAUACCUCUCAGCGCUCAACACUCGCCACCGACGAGGCCGAAUCCGAAUCUCCCGACGAAAAGGCCGCCCGUCUCCAACUCCAACAGGGCUUAGACGCGAGUCUGACUACCUUCGACAAAAUCCGCGAAAACAAGAGGAUGAGUAUUGAUAGUCGACAGAAUUCGACGACGCCGCCAUCGACGCCUUCGCCGAAUAAGAGCCUUCCGAAGAGAGAGUCUAGUACUGGUGGUGGGAUCUCGUUCCCAAAGAUUAACAUUCCCAGACUGCCGCAAGGCUUUUGGGAAUCCCAAGUUAAUACGUUGCGUUAA
Messenger RNA from Cladophialophora psammophila CBS 110553, 1992 nucleotides. RefSeq lists its product as uncharacterized. The coding region runs from base 1 to 1992 and encodes 663 amino acids. Gene Ontology annotation, molecular function: guanyl-nucleotide exchange factor activity. The transcript has a single exon. Gene Ontology annotation, cellular component: cell tip; Golgi to plasma membrane transport vesicle. Gene Ontology annotation, biological process: exocytosis. The record is from RefSeq and is a predicted model, not a curated record. NCBI's taxonomy places the organism in Eukaryota, Fungi, Ascomycota, Eurotiomycetes, Chaetothyriales, Herpotrichiellaceae.